AUGCAGCAGGCGCACUGCCACCAACGCAUCCAGGUGGCAAUGUCAGCCUGCAAGCUUGGAGAGGCGCUGAGCGUGCAGCCGGGAAAUGCAACCGCCGCAGCCGCCGCCCCGAAGCCGUACAUAAAGGAGGAGAUCGCGCUAAAAUCGCUGCUGCGAAACGCACGCUGCCCGCUGCACCUGUACAUCUUGGUGGCGGCCGAUGCGGAUGCUGAGAUUGUCCGCAGCUGGCUGCAACGCCUCCGCAGCCCGUGGCAACCGGUCACAUACUCCUUUGUCACCAUCGAUGACGGCGCCGUGCUUGAGCGGCUGGCGGCGAUUCAUGGGCCCCUGAAGGGCUACAUGGGAUACUGCGGCCUUGCGCGGAUGUUCUUCACGGAGUUUCUGCCGCACGAAGAGCGCGUGUUGUGGCUGGACACAGACACAGUCGUCAACGGCGAUGUCUGCCAGCUGUGGCCCCACUUUGACUGCUUCAACGCCAGCCAGAUCAUCGGCUUCCCCGGUGAUCCGACCAUUCCCAAUCUGCACCACCCGUUCGGGCUGUGCUCCUGCGUGGCGCUGAUGGACCUGACACGAAUGCGCGCGGCCGGCUGGGGCGGCAGCUUCAUGGCAGCUGCCCUGGAAGCCCACCUCAAAGUCAACCCGUCAGAGGUGUUCCCUUACGGUGACCAGGAUGUGCUGCGCAUUGUGCAACGCCACUACCCCGAUUCUGCAUACCGGCUGCCCAGCGGAUGGAACGUGAUGCCCUUCUGCCCGGCCUACGACGCAGCGAUGCACGAGACGGCCGUGGAUGCAUUUGUGGGCAUCAUUCACUUCACAUGCACCGUCAAGCAGCACAUCUACAGCUCAAUGGCCAGUUUUGGCCGCUGGGCGUGGCUUGUGCAGUUCUAUGCUGACAUGAGAUGGGAGUGGCUGAAUGAGGGCCGCAGUGAUCUGCGCAUGUUUGAGCGGCAGCCGAUCCAUGUCGGCAACAUGUCAUCUCAUGCCAGAGUUUGA
Molecule: messenger RNA, 993 nt
Organism: Coccomyxa subellipsoidea C-169
Lineage: Eukaryota; Viridiplantae; Chlorophyta; Trebouxiophyceae; Coccomyxaceae
Exons: 5
Coding region: 1-993 (330 amino acids)
Biological process (GO): protein O-linked glycosylation via N-acetylgalactosamine
Molecular function (GO): UDP-xylosyltransferase activity
Source: RefSeq, a predicted model, not a curated record